Messenger RNA from Dictyostelium purpureum, 4116 nucleotides. RefSeq lists its product as uncharacterized. Bases 1 to 4116 code for a protein of 1371 amino acids. Lineage: Eukaryota; Evosea; Eumycetozoa; Dictyosteliales; Dictyosteliaceae. The transcript has 7 exons. The record is from RefSeq and is a predicted model, not a curated record.
AUGAAGUUUUUAAUUUUCUUUUUCAUUUUUUUAAUUUUUAAUUUUAAAUUUGUUCUUUCAAUUGCACCACCCACAAAUGAAUAUAAUUGCUUAAAAAAUAUAGUUACAAAAUAUAAACUAUCAACAGCUUUUGUACCAGAUACUGCUGGUGUAUAUCCAUUUUGUUCAAUAGGUUCUGUGUCAUGCUAUACAAAUGGAAGUAUUUCAAGCUUAAGAUUAAAUUGGGAAGCAACCACAACCGUUUCCCCAACAGCUAGUGACUUUUCAUGCUUCCCAUAUUUCACUUUCUUACAACUAUACCAAUUCACUAUUUCAACAACACUUUUAUAUUCAAAAAUUCAAAAUUUAAAUACUUUGGUUUUGGCAGGGUCAAAAGGUAUAACAACCAUUAAUAGUCAAUUGGCAAUAUACGAUCAAUUUUCAAUUUACUCACAAGAUUUUAACAGUGUUAUAAAAAUGUCAUAUUUAAAUGGAUUGGGAUAUGUUACUUUAGGUGGUGGUAAAAUAACUCUAGAGACUGAUAGUGCUGCAGUUAAAACAACAUUGAGAACAUUUUUAUUUUACACUAUGAACAUACCUGAUAUGACAGGUUAUACAGAUCUACAGUAUAUUCAAUUUUCUUUAAAUGAUGGAUGGAAUACAGCAUCAGCAGCAAAUAUUUCAAAAAUCGAUUGUGUUAGUCUUAGUUUAACUUUUCCAUCAACUCCAUCAAUUUCUUUUCCAAAACCUAAAAGUAGUAGUAGAUUUUUUUAUUAUACAAUAUCAGGAGCCACUCUUACCAAACCCUCAGCAAUUAUUGAUUUAUCAACUUAUAGUUUUUUAAAAAAUAUUCAAAUUUUAAAUCCUGGACCCAAUUUUCAUCUCAAUAAUGAUAUUCCUUUUAAACUUUCACAAGGAACUGGUCUACGUUGGGUUGGUGGAUCUCUUACUAAAUUCCCAACACUUUCCCAAUAUUCAUCCUCUCUAGAAAUUUCUAGUUCCAUAAAUACACCUCUUCCAGACUACACAGGGUCAAUUAAAUAUUUAGUUUUUUCAAACAAUUUAAUUACUGGUUCAGUUUCAUCAUCCUGGUGUAACACCCAUUUAGUUGUAACAAAUAAUAAAAUGGUUGGUACAUUGCCAAGCUGUAUAUAUUGUUACCUAAAUGAUUCAUCAGUUUAUAAUGAUUUUUCAGGAAAUUCAUUUACCAAUUUAGUGAACAAUCCAAUAUGUACAACAUUUGCACCAAAAAUUUCAAUUGUUAAAGUAAAUAACUUUCCAUAUAUUUUUGUAACCGGUACCGAUAUUGGCUUAAAGCCAACCUCUUAUUGGGUAUUUAAUAGUACACUUAAAUGUGGUACUUGGAACGCAGUUUCUUCUUCAAAUUAUUCAUGUUCCAUACCAUCAUUGAGCAAAGUUGAAUAUUUUUGGAUUAAUUUCGUACAACCAAAUAACAAAAACUAUACAUUCCCAGCAAUAUCAAAACAACCAACUCCAACAUCAAUUGUAAUAAAUUCAAACAAAGCCACAAUAACAGGUACAUUUUUUUCGAGCUAUUUAAACUAUGUUCCCCAAUCAAUUACUGUUGGAAGUGCUACUUGUUCCGUUACAUCAUCUUCUUUUUAUGAAAUUCAGUGUACAAUGACAACAACACCCUCAAAUACCCAAUUAGUAACCUUGAAUACAAACUCAUUAUCAAAAAAAGUUUAUAUCAAAACAACAAAUGCACUUCUUAACAACAAACCAUGCCCAAAUGAUUGUAAUGGUAAUUCCAGAGGUAUUUGUGAUUUAUCAACAGGACAAUGUGUUUGUAAUUCUGGAUUUGCUUUGAAUGACUGUUCUGGAUAUACCUGUGCAGACCCAACCUGUUCGAAUGGAGGAACUUGUAAUCAAGUAGAAGGUAAAUGUGUUUGUGACCCUUCACAUCAAGGAGAAAAUUGUAAUUUAAAUUUUAUUCAAUGUCAAAUUAAUGGUGGUAAAAUUUGUUCAGGUGCUGGUACUUGUGCUAAUCAAACUGGAAUUUGUACAUGCAAUACUGGAAGAACUUUAGCAGAUUGCUCAGGCUAUAAAUGUGAUUCUCAAAAUAAUUGUAAUGGCAAUGGUGUUUGUGAUGAAACUAAAGGCAAAUGUGAAUGUUAUAACAAUUGGCAAGGUAUAGAUUGUGAUACACCAUACAAAGAUUGUGUUGACCCAACUUGCUCUAACCAUGGCAUAUGUUUUAAUCAAACAGGUACUUGUCAAUGUAAUAGCUCGUGGCAAGGUGAAUUUUGUGAAUUAGUUUUCAAGCCAUGUCCCAACAAUUGUAAUAACCAUGGUUUAUGUAAUGACCAAACAGGAAAAUGCUCAUGCUCCCCAGAAUAUCAAGGGUUAGAAUGCCAAUAUCCCUAUCUACCAUGUGAAAAUGAUUGCUCAGGAUUUGGGUUAUGUGAUAAUAAAACAUCAGUAUGUACUUGUUUUGAAGGAAGAUUGGGUGAUAGCUGCGAACUAAUACAAUGCAAGGAUCCACAGUGUUCAGAAAAUGGAAAUUGUGACUAUAGUUUAGGUGUCUGCUCAUGUAAUACACCAUUCUUUGGUGAUACUUGCAGUUUAUCUCAAUGCUCCGACCCAAAUUGCUCUGGAAACGGCCAAUGUAUCUAUGAUACUGGAGUUUGUGGAUGUGAUAAUGGAUGGAAAGGUAAUAUCUGUCACGAGCCAAUCUGUUUAACAAAUUGUUCUAAUAAUGGUAUAUGUAUUCAACCAGAAAAGUGCCAGUGCAUUGAAAAUAGAAUAUUUGACGAUUGUAGUGGUAUUCAAUGUCUAGAUCCAACAUGUGGUGGAAAUGGUCAAUGUAAUCAUGAUAUUGGUAUCUGUGAAUGUAAAAUCGAGUUUACAGGUGAAAACUGUACCUUUUCAAAUCACUAUGCAUCAAGUGUUGAAAGUGUGGGUGAGGCUGGUGGCCAAGUUACAAUUUAUGGCUUCUUUGGCGAUGAACACAAAGAUCCACUUAUUAGAAUUGGAACUCUAGAAUGCGAAAUAGUUAACAUCACACAUGAAUCUAUAAUAUGUAAUAUUGGGGCAGGAACUGGAAUUAAAGAUAUCUUUAUUAGUCAAAAUAAUAUUGAUUGGGAGGGUAAAUCAUUAUUCCAAUAUAUUAAAGACUAUGACCAAUCAAAUGAAUGUACAUCAGCAUGCAACCUGAACAAUGGUAAAUGUGUAAAUGGAAAGUGUGAAUGUUAUACAGGUUUCAAAUCUUUUGAUUGUAACUCAUUAAAUGACACAAAUAUUGGAGGAGGUAAUUUAGUUGAAAGUAAACCUUCAAUAGAUGGUGGUUCAGGUAUAAUUCAAAACGGUGCAGCUCAAUAUAAUAUCUUAGUUGUAUCUUUAGUUGAAGUCGAUAUUGGUGGUAAACAUAUUAUCAAACAUAAUCUCGAAAAUAAUUGGAAAUUGAACAACAAAUUAUCAAACGGUAGCUUUUAUUAUUUCGAACAACAAUUAACAGAUUCAGAUACAAAAAUUUCAACCACAUUGGAAAUAAUAACAAAUGAUAAAGUUAUAGAGUUUGCAAAUAUAAAAUUCCCAAUAGAAAAGAAUUCAAUAAAAGUUUAUGUAAACAUUUCAAACUAUCAAUAUAAGAGCACACUUAAUACCCUACAACUACAUUAUAAAUCAAUAACUUCAAAAUUAGAAGACAGUAGUGAAUGCAACCAAAAUUCAAAAGAAAUAAAUAUUAAAACCAAUGACAUAGAAAAUAGCCAAGAAAAAGGAUCAAUUAAUCACCAGAGUUAUGUUACAAUCGAAAAUCAAAAUAAACUCCUAUAUGGACGUUUUAUAGAUAGGGUUAUAAGUAAUGGAAGACCAACAUUUGCUACUACAUCAAUUAUUGAAAAGGAUUCAAAAUCUAUUACAAUUUCAAUGAAUCUACCACACUGUAAUGAAUGCCUAAUAGAUCCCGAUUUUUCAGUGUUAAUAUCACCAAAUUUUGUUGAUUCAUGUAAUAAUAAUUCCAAAAACAACUAUAUAAUCCCUGUAGCCGUUGCUAUACCUGUUGCUGGUGUUUCCGCUAUUUCAGCAGCUUCCAUUUUCUUUUAUAAAAGAAGAAUUAAAAACUUAGAAAUGAAAAACAUCUCAAAAAAACUAAAUGAAUUAAAAAAUAAAUAA